Messenger RNA from Petromyzon marinus (sea lamprey), 5822 nucleotides. RefSeq names its product dystroglycan 1-like. Gene Ontology annotation, cellular component: dystroglycan complex; sarcolemma; dystrophin-associated glycoprotein complex. The record is from RefSeq and is a predicted model, not a curated record. Lineage: Eukaryota; Metazoa; Chordata; Hyperoartia; Petromyzontiformes; Petromyzontidae. Gene Ontology annotation, molecular function: calcium ion binding; laminin binding. Gene Ontology annotation, biological process: morphogenesis of an epithelium; muscle attachment; axon guidance.
AACUACCCUAGGAGAGUGUCUCAUGCUCGCCCAUCACUCGAGGCCACUUGAGUGUAUGGGUCAAGUCAUUGGCCACGAUAACGAUGUCGAUAGCGAGUGAACACGUCCUGCACCCCCUUGCGAGUGAAAGGACAUCGGAUAACAAAACAAUGCAGCAUGAUGUCAAGCAAUAACAAGUUAUAAUAAGAACAAAAUAAAACCGAGAUGAGUCAUUCCCUACACAGCCACAAGUGCACGAGUUUAGUCUGAAGCACAACUUUUCCCACCGCUGCGCUUUGUGUUUUCGUUUCAAAUUCAAUCGCUACUGCGCAAUCUGGGAGCACAAUGGCACAGGGCUCAGAACACAUUCCUCCUGCGCAGAGGCCUUGGAUCAACCCCCAGUCUCCAAUCAGGUCGAACAUUGUCCCACCAAUCCCUUGUUGGGUUUGGUAGACGGGGGUUUGGUGGGACAGUGGUCGACGUGAUUGGCUCUAGCGAGUCUGGCUCUGCUGCUCAUGAGAUACCGCGUGUCGAAACUGCUGCAGGUUUUGCAUGAACCGCAGCAAUGCUGCUGAAAUUAUGCACUCUCAGAAGAUUGUGUGCCUUAAUGGGAUGUGAAAAAAUAUAUACUUCCGUUUAUUAUGCGGCAGGACAGAUAUAGGAAGGAGGCGGAAUGUCUGAUUAAUUAUUUAAUGAUGUUUUUUUAAUCUGGUUAAUAGGAUUAGGAUUGGGGGAGGGGUUCGGGUCAGGCCCCCCCCGCUCUCCAGCGCCCCUCCCCCCUCGUGCAAUCGCCGCCUCGUUUUACAAACGCGCUCGGCUCGCCGUAGCGCGGUGACGUCACCCGUAGUGGAGGCCUCGGGGAGAGAGGAGCCGGGACUCGGCUGUCGCGUCCUCAGCGGCAGCGCCGUCGAGAAAGAGGAGAGCGGUGGCGGCAGACGCGGCUCGCUCGCUGCACUCUCACCCCCUGCAAGGCCGAUACAUUCGCCGCACCCACCGCAGUCGCCACGCAGCAGGAACCGCCGCUGCUCGGACGCCCCUCUGCCGUCGCUCCUCUUCGCUGCGCGACCCCAGAAUCUCCGUCAGUUCCCUCCGAGGUGCGACGGGGCGGGGGACAGCCGCCCUUGGGCCGUGUCCGUCAUGCACAGGGCCAUGGCCUGUCUGCUUGCUUUGCUUGUCGCGCUCGUCAUGCUCGGCCUCGACAAGGCCAGCGCCGGGGCCGGCACCGGGAACGCGGAGGAGCCGAGCCGGCCCGGCGAGCUCCUCGGUCGCGCCGGGCCCGACUCGUUCCCCGAGCCGAGCCUCCGGGCCCUCGACUGGAGGCCGGAGUGGCAGAGCCAGGAGCCGCUGCCUCCCGCAGAGCCGCGGGGGCCGGGGGACGCGGCGGGGGCCGUGCCCGACCUAAGCACGAGCGCCGGCCAGGGCUUUGAGCUCCAUCUCCCCGCGCUGCUCGAGGGCAACGCGUCCGUCCAGGUGUACCAGGUGGGGAGUGAUGCGUUGCCGCGGUGGCUGCACUGGGACCCCCGGGCCGGCCGUCUCCUGGGCCACCCCCUGGAAGCCGACACUGGCGUCUACCACAUCUCCAUCGGCCACGACGCGAGCCCCAGCCAGGUGUUCUCCAUCGCCGUCCUGCCCGAGGAGAGCUCCGCCAGCGCCAAACCGCCUGCGCCCUUCUCCAACUCGAUCGCGCUGGCGGCGUGCGAGCCGGGCCAGCCCCACACGGUGCUCACGGUGGUGAUCGACGCCGACGUCGACACGCUGGCGCUCGCGCGGCGCACGCAGCUCCUCGACAGGAUGACCGCCUUCUCGGGCGUCGCGAUGCACGACAUGAGGCUGCUGCCCGUGCGGAACAACAAGCUGUUCGACAUGUCGGCCUUCGUGGCGGGGCCGGGCAACGCCAAGAAGAUGGUGGAGAACGGCGCCACGCUGUCCUGGUUGCUGGGCUGCGGCCUCGGCGAGGCCUCGGUGCCUAGCUUGGCGGCCGUGGAGAAGCCGGCCAAGGAGGGCGCCAUGGCGACGGCGCUGGGAUUCCCGGUGCUUGGCUGGUACAUCGCCAACCAGAAGCCGCCCGCGGGGAAGCGCGUCCGGCGCGGGGCGCUGCACGUGACGCCCACGCCGGUGAUGACGAGCGCCCCCCCCACCCGGCCCCCCCAGCCCGAGGAGCCACCCGCGCGCAUCGUGCCCUCCCAGCCGUCGCACUCCCCGCUCCCGACGACUCGAACUGCCUCGCCGGACCGUGGCCGGGACCGCUUCACCGCGGGCGGCGCAGCCACGGCGCUGCUCCCCGUUAAGCCGACGGCCACGCUGCCCGGCACCGCGGAGCCCACGCUCGUGCCCGCCCCUCCCGCUGUCCCCGACGUCUCCCGGAAGACGGAGGCCGCCACGGCCCCUUCCGCUCGGCGCGUCACCACCACCGCGGCCACCGCCGCUGCCGCCGCCACACGCAAGCCGCCGCGCUCCAAGAGGCCCCGCGUGCAGAAGCCCGACGAGGCCGCGCCAAGGCCCGCGGCCAACCAGGUCCCGUACCUGCAGAACCCGGUGGACCGCCUGGACGUGAACGCGGGGACCUACUUCGAGUACAAGAUCCCGGUGGACACGUUCUACGACGCGGAAGACGGCCCCACCGACAAGCUGAAGCUGUCUCUGUCCUCCCACGUGGACCACUCGGCGUGGGUGCAGCUCAACAGCGCCAGCCGGGUGCUGUUCGGACUCCCGCCGGACGACGAGGUCACCAAACACGAGUUCUUUUUGACCGCCACCGACAAAGGCGGCAAGUUCGUCUCCGACGCUUUCGAAAUCGUGGUUCGCGACAAACCCAACGGCGGCAAAUCGAGCGUGAAAUUCGAGGCGACGUUCGCCAACGACUACGACGCGGUGUCAAAGAGCCUCUUUCUGAAGGUGAAGCUAAUGAAGAAGCUGGCUCAGGCGUUUGGCGAGAAGAAUGCCAGCGUGCUGACCCUGGAGGGGCUCCGCUACGGCUCGCUCGUCGUGACGUGGAGCAAUGGCUCCCUCCCCGCGGAGCCGUGCCCCCUUGCGGAAGUGCGACAGCUGUAUGGCAAGAUGCACGCGGGAGACGGCAGGCCGCGUGACGAGUUCCGCGCCGCCAUGCUGCCCGAGUUCGAGGCGGUGGCGGUCGGAAUAAAGGGAACCGACGGCUGCCAGGGGGCGAACUUCCUGUCGACGGCGCCGUGGGAGCCCGCGGUGUCGCGCGCCACCGAGCCCCCCACGCAGUUCGGGAGCUUGAGCCAGGACGACGCUUACCUCCACACCGUCAUCCCAGCCGUGGCCGUCGCCCUCCUGCUCCUGAUCGCCGGCGUCGUCGCGUUCGUCUGCUACCGCAGGAAGCGCCGGGGCAAGAUGUCCUUGGAGGAGCACACGACGUUCAUCAAGAAGGGCGUCCCCAUCAUCUUCGCGGACGAACUGGACGAGGCGAAGCCCGCGCCGUCCUCCAGCAUGCCGCUCAUCCUCACAGAGGAGCGCGCCCCGCUCUCGCCCCCCGAGUAUUCGGGGCAGACGUUCCCCGGGGGACUGCCUGAGGAGCUGCGCCCCCUGCGGGAUGACGGCGGCGGGGGCAGCGUGCCCCCGUACCAGCCCCCCCCGCCCUUCGCCAGCGUGGAGGAGAGCCGCAGGUCCCACCCCAAGAGCGUCCACCCCGUCAAGUCGCUGCCCACCUACGUACCCCCCUAACGCCGUGGCCCAGGGACUGUCUGGGACGCUCGGCGCCGUGCGUAUCAAUCUCCUCCUCCCGCUUUAGAGUCUCGCCAACCCUCCGCGCGAAGGGAACCACGUUUGUACAGUGUUUAAAGAUUCCAGCUUGACUCGGUCUCUCGUUUUGUGUUACGGCUGUAUGUGCAGUAGCUGUGCAAGCGUAUCCACUGCCCAUAUAAUUUCCGCAUUGGUAUCAUUACUUUUGUGGCAUUAUUUCAAAAACGCUCUGGGGUUGUCGUGAUUGAUUUUGUCAAUAAGAUAAAUUAGUAACCCUUGUUGAUUUUGCGCGAUUAAUCUAGGGGUAUCGAUCAUUCCCAACAGCAGGCUUAUGACCAAGUUUAAUUAACUCCAGCACGUGUAGUGCAACGGCUUGGGCUCUGAUCGCCUCUCCGCUCUUGUCACGAACCCACACUGCCACUGCUGCAGUAGCAGAGGCAGCAGUGCGACGCUGCUCUAGUAAUGAAAACAUUGCGUUCUCCUGUGAUUUUGUUAAAACACUAAUUGACGAAAGCAAUUUAAUUACUGUAAUAGACGUCCCACGCAGUUGCUAGUGAGAGCUGUGCACGGGAGCCAACGGCCGUAACGUUUCGGAGACACAAAUCCACCCGGUCCAGCGCACGGUGGUACUCGCAUUGAUACGCACAGCACUACGCUGUCCUUGACUUACCAAAGUGUACACGAUUAACUUCUCGUUCUUCAGUCACAUGGUAUAGCAGCUAAUACUACAGAUGAUCAGGUCUAUGCACAUAAGGCAUGUGGUACGUAAUGGGUGGCGGUUCUUGAUUUUAAUGACGAAGUGUACUUUAUGUGCAGUAGCUCAAUAAGGGAUUUUGUCAAUAGUUUUGAAAAGCUUUUACAACCGUGUUUGGAUAUUUUGUAGUAUUUUUUAUAAUGUAAAUGUGUUUCCAUUCGAGGUUGCGCUGGUAGUGUCGGUGCUUGGGAGAGGGACCAUGGAGGGGCUGGCCUUUGCCGGCGCAGGGAAUUUUAAUUUCAAUUCCUUAAUGGCAAGGAGCCUCCUGGCGAGCUACAAACACUGACCGUGUGUUGCGGUGGCACGGAUCGCGGAAUAACACCGCAGUCGAGUUGAUUACUGCAGGAGGGUCCCAGUGAGCUAGAAACCUCUAAAUGCGGGAUUCCUGCAUUAACAGCAGAUCAAGCAAACUUGUAAAUUAUCUGCAAACGUAGAAUUCUUUGCAAUACUGUACUCUUAACACUGCACACGCCUGGCACUGCCACUAACGUGGGUGCUGCGAUGGUUAUAAAUUAACUACUGUAACAAUUUCAAAUUAAUUCUAAUAAAAACAUGAAAACACAAAUUUGAAACUCAAAAAGUAAAAGCAAGCGUUGGCGCUUGGUGUCAUAUAUACCGCUAAUGAACAAACACCACGUGACCAUGGGGGGUCGACCCGCGCGUUGAAGCCCUUCCCGUGAGCCACUCGCGGCGGCUGGACCAGGGGGCGGUUCGCGUUCCCAGUCGGUGCAUGUGCGUUCUCCACGCGUGACUUUGUCAUCUUGCCAAGAGGAGGAGGGGUGUGCAGUCCAAGUUGUGUUCACAGUACGAAGGUUUGUGGUCUUACAGCAUCUAACUCUUCAUAUAUAUUUGCCAAAAUUAAUGUUUUGCAUACAAACGGUACUACUAAGAUUUUUUUUACCAACAUUAAAAUGUUGGUAAAAAAAACACAUUUCUCUACCUAACGCGUGAUAGAGAAAUGUACAUUUUUACCAGCGUUGAAUGAACUACAUUUGAUCGUAGUGGUUUCCUGGUUAUGUAUGUACGUUGAACUUCUUUUGCACCGUACGUAGCCAACCUUGCUAAUCGGAGGUGCGGGGGAAGGACAACAAACUAACCACACAGUGGUUAACGUAGUGGUCGUGAGCGCGUGACGCGGCGGUUGUGCUGUCGGUACGGCGCGUGCAUCGGUGCGCGCGCUGCGUUUGCCGCGGGCUGCUGCGGCCGCCCCGUUUGGCAGCCGGCACCAGGACGGGCUGCACCACUGAACCUUUUUAUUAUUAACCACGCUCACGGCUUCACUUUAAGCUUGUUCUGCAAUGGCUGUGGAUAUUUUACUUUCUGCACCUCAUUCUUGGUUUGGUAGUUCUUUCUUCUUUUUCAUAUAAAAAAACACAUUUAUUUAAAA